AACUUAAAUUAUCCAAACAAUUCCCAUAAUUCGAGCCCAAUUAUUCUGCCCUAGACAGGAUAGUAGCGGCGAUGGCGGGCGAGGAAGGAAGCGGCGGCGGCGGCGGGGAGUCGAGUGAUGCGGCGGCCGGAUGGCAAGGAAGAGUAGUGGGCGAAUGGAACAGGAUCAAGGAGCACGCGGAGACUUACCCCUACCUAUGGGGUUCCUACAUCUUGGUCUACGGCGUUCUUGGAUCCUACCUCGCCUACCGGUGGAGGAAGCUCCGGAGGACGGAGGACCGCGUCCGCGUCCUCCAGGCGAGGCUCCGUAAGCUGGUCGAGGCCGAGGAGGCGUCCUCCGGAGGUUCCGUCCCGUCGUCCGCGGCGCCCAAACCGACACCGUCGGACAAGUCGAGUGGGCCUCCCUAGGAGUUCUUCCUGCCGGUAGAACCGGUUAGUAUGGAUCUAUCAAAUCCGUAGAUUCCUUCCCCUCUGGAUCUUGCUUCUGAGUUUUGUCAAAUUUAUGGUUCAGCCGCUCAGCGCGUUCGAUUUUGCUCCUACGUUUUCUCCUACUGUUUCUUUAGCUAAAGGAACAAUUUUUAAAAGGAAAACCCAUCAAAUUUACAUUCUUCUCUCGCUAUUGUAAUAACAUUACUGGUAAGAUUAUGAAAUCAUUGGAGAAAGCAUUUCCAACGAUCGAUUUUGAAGGCGAUUAUAGGCCAAAGUUGUGUUUUUGAGAUGAAAUUGAGCUUUGAAA
Zingiber officinale is the source of this 735-nucleotide messenger RNA. RefSeq lists its product as uncharacterized. Bases 72 to 407 code for a protein of 111 amino acids. The transcript has a single exon. NCBI's taxonomy places the organism in Eukaryota, Viridiplantae, Streptophyta, Magnoliopsida, Zingiberales, Zingiberaceae. The record is from RefSeq and is a predicted model, not a curated record.